AUGCUCAAAGGACUGCUCUCACUUGUGACACCAAACAGCAAAGACAAGAAAAGGAAGAGGUCAUCGGCAGGGCUUUCAGUCCGAACAGCGCCUGUGGCGGAAACGUCGUUCUUCUCUGACGCCGAUGUAUCGAAUCUGAAUGAAACGAGCGUAACGCUUCCGUUGGGUGAAGGACUGGCGAACACAUCAAUGAUUUCCACAGAACGAUUACUUGCGGACAUGUCGUUCAGUCGUGCUGAACGGAAAAGCCGAACGACUUCAUUCGACUUCUGUCUAACCGAUUAUCCGAAAGAUGUUGUUGUUCACCGUCGAAGCCUUCAGCCAACGACACCAACACCAAACGCGUCUGACGCCGAACACUCUUUCAUCGAAAAUAUUUUCGACUCUCCUGGUCAACGAAACCGUAUGCAUUCGAUGAUCGGUGAGAAAAUCUAUGAAGCUGGAAACGGAUCGCCUCAGAAGGACUUGCAAACAGUCAGUAAAAAGUUGUGA
Messenger RNA from Caenorhabditis briggsae, 492 nucleotides. Bases 1 to 492 code for a protein of 163 amino acids. The record is from RefSeq and is a predicted model, not a curated record. The transcript is spliced from 4 exons. Lineage: Eukaryota; Metazoa; Nematoda; Chromadorea; Rhabditida; Rhabditidae.